Hepatospora eriocheir is the source of this 300-nucleotide messenger RNA. Lineage: Eukaryota; Fungi; Microsporidia; Hepatosporidae. The record is from the annotation of a GenBank genome assembly.
AUGGAUAGUUUUUUAAAGCAUGUUGAUAAGGUUUUUAUAGAAGAUGCAGAUGAAUACUAUGCAUACAAUGUAUUAGCAUUUAUCUCUUGGUUAAUAAUUUUCUUUAUAUUAAUAUUACUAUUUGUUUUAUUCAUAAGAUUUAUUGUUGUAAUGAUAUACUUAUAUAUAUUUAGAAGAUCUACAACAAAUAACUCAAAUCAACCAAAUAUAGUUGUAAAUAAUAAUACUUUUAAACCUGAAAAUAUUACACCACAACAGGUGGAUAAAAAUGAAUCAGUUGAAAUAGAUACAAAUAAAUAA